GGGGCGUGUUCUGGGGGCGGGAGCGGUCCUCGGCUCGACCCAGUUUGAAAGUGAACGGACGGUCCAGUCUCCGCUCCAGCCACUAGACGUCAACAAUAAGUCGACUUGUCAACAAGAAAGAAAGAAAAAAGACGGAAAGAAGGGGCAAAAAAAAAAAAGGAAAACACCCCCGAACAAAAGCCCCGGUCCUGAGUGUUCCUUCAGCCUGUCGCCGGCCCUCCGAACGAGCCGCCAUCAUGAUGCGAAAGGACGUGAACAAGCCCAAGGGGAAGACGUCGGCGUACGCCUUCUUCGUGCAGACGUGUCGAGAGGAGCACCGCAAGAAGAACCCAGAGCAGUCAGUCAACUUCGCCGAGUUUUCCAAGAAGUGCUCAGAGCGAUGGAAGGGUUUGUCUCCCGGUGACAAGAAGUGCUUCGAGGACAUGGCCAAGGCCGACAAAGUGCGCUACAAUAGGGAGAUGCGAGACUACGUCCCACCCAAAGGCUUUGGAAAGAGGGGCCGCAAGAGGAAAGACCCCAACGCACCAAAACGGCCCCCGUCCGCGUUCUUCGUGUUCUGCAGCGAGUACCGUCCAAGCGUGAAGCAGCAGUACCCCGGCCUCUCCAUAGGCGACUGCGCUAAAAAGCUGGGCGAGAUGUGGAGCAAGUUGUCACAGUCCGACAAGCUUCCGUACGAGGAGAAGGCGCAGAAACUCCGGGAGAAAUAUGACCGGGAUAUGGUGGCAUAUCGAGGCGGCGCCUCAUACGCGAGGAACCCCGGGUCGUCCGCUCAGGGCGGCGAGGAAGAGGAAGACGAGGAGGGCGAGGAAGAUGAUGAAGAGGAUGAUGAUGAUGAGUAGGGACCCGCUUUUGGAUGUGUGCGCGUGCGCGUGUGAAUGAGCGUGAAAGAGAGGAGGGGUUUCGUCAAAUUUCAAACAUUUUGCGUUUUGUUAGACACCGCGUCUCCAAGCUGCUGAUUGGCUUACGAAGUGGCAGGGGUGGAGUUUCGCGAGAAGCUCGGUUACAGCCAAUCAGAGGCACUCGUGUUGCCGCGGUGACAGCCCCCCCCCCACACACACACACACACCCGCACCCCUAUCGGGCUGAUGCCUUUUUAAAAAAAUUCAUUACUUGAGUUCUCAAAGCACCUUGCUUCCUGUGUGGUGGGUCCCAGAUGUGACAUUAAUGACUGCGUGUGCGUGUGCGCGAUGAGGUCCAAAGUGGACGAUAAUAGAACCCCCCCCCCCCAACCCUCACUGUUGCCAUGGUUACCCUUACACCAGCCCCCUCCCCUCAGCCAUGCUUACUUGUAUGUUGCCAUGGAGACCCUGGACUCUUCAUUGUCAUUUUAUUUUUUUGUUAUUUUUAUUUUUUUCUUUUGUUCACAGUCAACGUAGAAACAACUUUUAUAAUAAAACGAGAGGGAAAACGCA
Syngnathoides biaculeatus (alligator pipefish) is the source of this 1412-nucleotide messenger RNA. Its product is annotated as high mobility group protein B2-like. The record is from RefSeq and is a predicted model, not a curated record. NCBI's taxonomy places the organism in Eukaryota, Metazoa, Chordata, Actinopteri, Syngnathiformes, Syngnathidae. Gene Ontology annotation, biological process: regulation of transcription by RNA polymerase II. Gene Ontology annotation, molecular function: DNA binding, bending. The coding region runs from base 237 to 839 and encodes 200 amino acids. The transcript has 5 exons.